Pyrgilauda ruficollis (rufous-necked snowfinch) is the source of this 6533-nucleotide messenger RNA. It is a transcript of the gene SLC35A3, whose product is annotated as solute carrier family 35 member A3. Bases 100 to 1080 code for a protein of 326 amino acids. Gene Ontology annotation, cellular component: Golgi membrane. The transcript has 8 exons. Lineage: Eukaryota; Metazoa; Chordata; Aves; Passeriformes; Passeridae. The record is from RefSeq and is a predicted model, not a curated record. Gene Ontology annotation, molecular function: UDP-galactose transmembrane transporter activity. Gene Ontology annotation, biological process: pyrimidine nucleotide-sugar transmembrane transport.
CUCCCGGAAGCACCGGGAGCCGGAGCGAGCCGAGCUGGGCCGGCGGUGAGCGGCGAGCGGGGCCGCCGGGCGGGCGCGCAGAAAGGAAAAGGUCAAGAAAUGUCUGCCCAUUUAAAGUACCUUUCCUUGGGCAUCCUGGUUUUUCAGACCACAAGUUUAGUGUUGACCAUGCGCUAUUCUCGGACACUGAAAGAAGAAGGACCUCGUUACUUAUCCUCUACUGCAGUAGUUAUUGCUGAACUUCUGAAGAUUUUGGCCUGUGUUCUAUUAGUCUACAAAGACAGCAAAUGCAAUUUACGAACUCUGAACAGAGUGCUACGUGAUGAAAUCCUUAACAAACCCAUGGAAACCCUUAAACUCGCUAUUCCUUCAGGAAUUUACACUCUUCAGAACAACUUGCUAUAUGUAGCAUUGUCAAACCUAGAUGCAGCCACAUACCAGGUUACAUAUCAACUGAAAAUUCUCACCACAGCAUUGUUUUCUGUGUCCAUGUUGAGCAAGAAACUGGGCGUAUACCAGUGGCUGUCACUAGUAAUAUUGAUGACAGGAGUGGCAUUUGUGCAGUGGCCUUCAGACUCUCAAGCAACACCUGCUAAGGAGCACUCAGCAGGAUCACAGUUUGUAGGCCUGAUUGCAGUUCUCAUAGCGUGCUUUUCUAGUGGAUUUGCUGGAGUUUAUUUUGAGAAAAUUUUAAAGGAAACUAAGCAGUCUGUGUGGAUCAGAAACAUUCAGCUUGGAUUUUUUGGUAGCAUAUUUGGACUGAUGGGUGUUUACAUUUAUGAUGGAGAGCAACUGUCAAAGAAUGGAUUUUUUCAAGGAUACAAUAAACUUACUUGGGUGGUGGUUGUUCUACAGGCACUUGGAGGGCUGGUGAUUGCUGCUGUUAUAAAGUAUGCGGACAACAUUUUAAAGGGAUUUGCAACUUCUCUCUCCAUUAUACUGUCAACAUUGAUCUCCUAUUUCUGGCUGCAAGAUUUUGUCCCUACAAGUGUCUUUUUCCUCGGAGCCAUCCUUGUAAUAGCAGCUACUUUUCUAUACGGUUAUGAUCCCAAACCUGCAGGAAAUCCCAUUAAGGCAUAGCAGACUUCCUCAUCAACCUGCUUCUCGAGAUCAUGCACUGGGGGCCUUGCUAGCACUGGCAUGUGGGAAGUGUCACUGUGCACUGCAAGGGAAGGAUGACUGCCCUGAAUUUAUUGAAGAAAUGCUGAAGAGUAGUUCUGAACAGCCAGAGGGGUUACAGGUGGAGGGUGAUGCUGUCUGCAACUGAAGGGGGGGGAAAUGUCGGGGAAUGCCCAGUGCAACUUGCUAAUAAAAACUUGAAAGGAACCAAAAGUUUCAAGAAACUACAAUUAGGAAUGUUUACAGCUUUGACUGAGAUUGCAUCAAAAGAAUUACUGUAUUGACUGCUGCAGAAAUGUGUCCUAUGCACUCUUUGAAAGAGCACACGACAACAUUGUCAGAUUGUAUGUUUUUGCUAUUCAAUUCUAUUUAAUCUUAGUAAAUAUGUUUUUAACUGUUUGUCUAUUUACGUGAAAUGAGCAGAAAGUCAUAGUUCUAAAGUGAUGGUUCUAAUUAGGUACUCCUUAUUAAAACUGAAAAUUGAAGUAUGAUUGAAAGACACUUUCACAAUAUCAAAUAUUUUUAUAUUUUUAGAAGGCUGAUUUAAUAACAGAAAUCUGUUAUUAAAUAAUAUUAUAAUUCUGUUGCUUCUGUAAAACUGUUGUAAGAAUGUUAACAUUCUCACUGAAGUGCAAAGGGAGGAAUACUCCAGCCUUCAUCAGCCUGUAGUGUUGGAGCAGAUGGAAUAACUCUGGGAACACAGGCUGGAGGUUACCACACUAAUCUGGGAGCAGCAGUAGGGUUGUGAUGGGUGCUUGCUCAGAUGUGAUGUUUAUUCUUUAUUUUUUUUUACUGAUUAUAAAUCAACUUUUUAGUAGAAACUUAAAAGUAGUUUUUGUGCUUUAAAUAGCCUCUGAAGAUUUUUUUAAACCAUUAUUUCAAAAAACAAAGAGCUCAUAAUAGGCAUUUUAAAGGCAUUAUCAUUGUCUGUAACAGCUCCAUCUGGAGAUAUUAUGGUGUGGCAUCUGUAUAGUGUACUGUACUUUAUUACAGAGGUGUUUUUUAAACAAGUGUUGUUUUCUCAUGAACUCUUCCAGGCUUUUUCUGUAUAUUUCUAUGUAAUGGCUUAAUUAGAGUUUUGGUGGGGUUUUUUAAAUUAUUAUUAUUUUGUUCUGAGAGUCCUUGAGCCAACAGACCAAAGUGGGUUCUCUGGACCUAUUUGUUCUAGUAGUGGAAUUACUUUAAUAGGAAAUACAAUUAAAAAGCAAUUAAUUGUGCAAUAGGUAAAUCUAAAAGCAUGCUGUUAUUCUGUUUAAAACAAAAGAAAAAAACCUUCACAAAGAAACCUUGCUGCAAUUAGAUCAAUUAGACUGUUAUGAACACUUCACUUGAAGAAUUUGCAUAUAGUUAGAAACACUAAAAAAAUCUAAAACUAAUAAACAAAAAAAAUCUGUCUUAAAAAUCAUUGGUUUUCAGGUUCACAAUGGAUGUUAAUGUUGGGUGACUCGUGUGACACCUGUGAUGGUGCAUUCAUAUAAAAGCAUUUUAGAAGUCCCUUACCAGUAAAAUGGCAAGUGGUAAAAAUGGCUUCAUUCCUUUCUUCCCUCCAUGCCACCACCCCCUCCAUGCUGUUUCUCACAUCUGUCUUGUUCUAAAGAAAAUGUGUAAUAGAAAUGUGUUUUAAAAUGUUUACCGAAGUACCUCAUCUGAUUGACAAGGAGAUUCUGUAGGAGUGCUCUGAGAUUUCAUAGUGAAGUAUUGUAAAUGGGAAAGGAAGAAUUCCACUUAUGUCAGUCAAGUAAAAAUAGUUUCUUUCUUCUGUUGGCAAUUACAUGUUUUAUCAACAUUGUGUUUGUUUGUCUUAUCAGAGCAAGACAUUAAAGAAAUAUCAGAGCUCUGCCUAGGGCUUGCUAAGCUUUGUGAACUGUGAAUCUGUCCCAGCAUGUUGUAAUUGCAGUAGCUUUGCUACUUGGCGAUCAACUAUCUAAAUGGGCAUUCUAUGUUAAUAUUAAAUCUUUUACGUAUAACAUUCAAUGUGGCACAAUCUUUGACAAGUCACAUUUAGCCAUUUCCCCCUGCAGUGCAGCCUGAGGUAAGGCCUGUGCAUAGAGCAGCGGCUCACAGCGAUGCCAAGUACAGAAUGGGACCUGCACAGCUCUGAAAUGAGGUGGGAGGUGUUGGGAGUGAUCUCUCAACUGGAGUUUGGCCCUACACAGUAAUACUUUUGAUUUUGUAAAACACAGUAGUGGGAGUGUUCAAGUGAUACAAUUGGUUACUUUCUUAAGAAAAGUCUCCAAAAAACAUAAAAAGCAGGUUGAGAACACUUUAAAUCCAGUUGUACAGGAAGGGACCAAAAAAGCCAAAUAAUUACCACGUGGCUGGAACUCUGGGACAUGUAGCCUGGUUUUAAUAUUUCAGGUGCAGCUGUCAAUAUUUGCCAGGAUGUUUAAAGGAAGCACCAGGCAUAUGUGCUCUUUGCUUUGGAAUAGGAUGCCAUGCAGCUUUGGAAAACUGUCUGCUGUACUAAGGAACAGUAACUCCUGUCUGUAAAUCAAUGACUUCCAUGCUUUCACUUGACAGACCAAUUCUGUUUUCCAGCAGAAGGAUAGAUCUCGUCACAGACUUGUUGCUGAAAAGGAAGAAUGAAUUAGAAUUUUCCGCUGUGUUUCCUCAGAGAGAGGAAAGGCUCUUCUCUGAGGUGUGACUCUGGACAAGGGGAGGUAGCAUGUGUUUUAUGAGAACAGAAAGGAUUUGAGGAGGGCUGACUGAUUUCUGUAACCUUUGCAUCGGGGACCAUAUGCACAUUUUCUCACUGAGAUACUUUUGUAUUUGGAUUUUUAUUUUUUUUUUAAGUAGCUUUAAGUCUAUUACUCAUUAACUAACCAAAGAGGAAUAGCUAGCACAGAGUUUUGGGAGGUACUGGAUAAUGUGCUUUGAGUUAGCCCUAAAAGCAAAUGCUGUAGGAGUGUAACUUCCCAAAAAUAAACUUGUCUUUCUGAACUAUUUUCUGACUUUUAGACAAUUGUUUUGUUAGUUUAGUUGUAUAUUUAGGAGGCUAACCUAUACUUAGCAGAAUUUUGUUUAAAUAUUUAUAAAGUUAUAGAAGUUAUAGCUAGCUAUUUAUUUGCAAUAACUUGAAUUAUGUGAUUUUUAUUUCUAGACAUAUAUUGGGUAUACUAGUAUUUAUUGAAUACUUGGAUAUUUGGUAGUUUUAUUUGAGAAUCUCUGGGAUACAUUGUAAAUGGUCAAAUAAUGAUAAACUUAGGACUAUCUUCAAGGCAAAAUAGAUCAGUGUUUAAAAAACUUGAGUCUAAUAAAGUAAGACAAACUUCUUUCAACAUUGUAUUUCUAAACAAUCCAUAAGUCCCCAAAAAUGUAUUUUCUCAAAGAAUUCAGAUAAUUGUAUAGUUUUGUUCAACUUCAUUGCUUUAGACAAACUUUAAGAAAACCUCCCUUUUUAUUUGUUUCAGUAAAGGGUAGGUUCAUGUUCUAGAUUAAACUUCUACAGUGUAACACUUUUGGUUUUUUAUUACAAUGUUUUAGCAACUAUUGUUUUAUUUUUCCUCAAAAAGACAAAACAAUCUCAUUUUGCUUGUGUUCCAUGCACAUACAGACCUCUCAGAGACUCUUAGUAGUACAUAAUUCUUUUGUGUGUGUUUCUAACUUAUUUUUGUGGCUGUAAUUCAAAAUACUGUAAUAGAUUGUGUUCAUUUUUUAAAAUUGAUAAAUGAAACAUUGCAUUUCUUCUGGUUUUUGUUGCCAGUAACUUUCACAUUUGAAUGUAUUUCCUGGUCAGCCCUGCAUGUUCUGUUGUAUUUAAGCAAUUGUAAUUUUCCAAAUUUGAAUUUGUUGCUCGUUUUCCUCCUGGUGACAAUGUUUCUUGCUGGAUAUUGUGUUGAGGAGAAUUAUUCAUUCCUUUCAUAUCUGAAAUCUAUGUUUGUGAGAAUGAGUUCUUAAAAAACAGUAAGGGUUUUGGGGUUUUUUUUGUGUAUUGGAAAGGUAACAGUUAUGUAUAACAUAGUAUUAUACCAUAUAUGUGUAAUGUGUCAUUACCUAAGAUGGUGCAUUACUGUGAGAAAGUCCAAAUAGUGUUUCCUUGCCUUUGUUUUAAUUGUCCUUUUCAUUUUUAAUGCUGAUUAUUUUGCACAGGAAGAGAAUCCUGCUCAUUCCAGGUAAGCUCAUUGUAUGUUUUUAGGUAUCUAGAAUUAAGACAUUUUACUAAAAAAAAAUUUGGGGCAAAAUGCAACAAAAUACGUGGAAUUGAUUAGAUCAUAUCCUCUGCUUCAGUUACUGUCCAAAGUUCUGUUCAGUUGAAUUCUUACCUUUUUAUAAGUAUUUCUCAGCUGAAUUUAUAACUCUUUCUAAAAGAAAAAAAUAGUGUCUGACCUGCCAUUCAGUGCUUGUUCUUGUUCUUGAAUGUCUGCUGCACAUUUGCAUCCAAGAGUAAAUGUGGCACAUUAACUUGUCUGCAAUCUCCUAUCAUCAUUCUGACUGUAAUUAGCCAUAUUCAUUUCAUUAGUGAUUUAUAGCUCAGUAAGAAUUAUUUAUAUGCUAAGCAUAUGUUUGUAUUUGCUGCCAUGAGUAUGAUUUUUUUAGAUUUUUUAAACUUUGUCCUUAUUGUCAAUAUAUGAGCCCAAAUAUAUUAUUCAAACAUUGUAGCAAAAUUUUUAAGGUAGUUCUAGUUUUUUAUAUGUUGAUAUUUGUGUGUGAUUACGUUGAAUACAGUUCUGAUAUGUGUGUUUCCAGGCAGUUUGGAAAAAGUUUUUUUUUUUUUUGGUCUAACACUGCUGAACACUGGAAUGCAUCUUACCUGACCUAACACAGUCCUUGUUUUAAUCCAUGUUGAGGUAAAAUACUGUAUUUUAUUUUCUUCUAUAUGAGUAGGUAAUGCCACUAUAGUAAUAAACUGGUUGAAAUUAAGCAUUGGCUUUAUUAAGAAUACGAUCUAAAACUGUUAGAGAGCUUUGUUGAAAGGAGAGGCUUGUCUUAUGCAUAUUUUUGCAGAAAUAAAACAACAUUCUAGCUAAUGCUUAUUAUUUCACAAUAUAAUUUUAGUAUAAUUUUCCAUAAAUUCUGGAAGGCUAUUGGAUGUUUUUUUAAUGGUAUCUUUUAACAUACAUCUUACUGAAUGAUGCCAGCAAUUUAAUUUUGACUGAGACAUGCUUCUUUUUGACCAUUUUGUCAUGAUUUCUUGCAGUGUUCUUGUGAUGCGCUUCUGGUCUGAAACCCCAGAUGUGCCCUGAACCAGGGGUGGUAGGAAGCACCUGAGUAUCAAUACCGAGUUAUAGUGUGGGGUGUGGUUGUAAAACACUGUAACACUGUAAGGAGCUAUGAAUAGCUGUAAUUUACAGUAUAUCAAAGACCUGAACAGAGUUCACAAGCAACUUCUCUAGAUGAUGGAUACCAUGUUUCUAUGCCCGUUCUGCAGAUUCAUAUAAUAAAACUGGGUCAUUUCAGCAGCAAUUUUCAGGACA